UACGCAGUGCAACGCGCAGCUUUGCAAUGGCGUCCGCCGUCAUGUUAUCCUGUUUCCUCUUCUUCCUCCUCUGCACUUCACACGCAGCAAAUCAUCAACAAACCAACUUCCUCAAUUGCUUUCUUGAAGCAACCGGAGGAUCUUCCUCAUCUCCUUCGAAGAUUUACACUCCCAACACCACCUCCUUCUCCACCCUCUUCCGCUCCUCCAUCCAAAACCUCCGGUUUCUCUCCUCCGGCGCAGAGACUCCCUCCUUCAUCAUCCUCCCUUCCGUCGAUAACGACGCCCAGGCUGCAGUCGUCUGCGGCCGCCGUCACGGCAUCCGCCUCCGAGUCCGGAGCGGCGGCCAUGACUACGAAGGCCUCUCCUACGUCUCCUUCUCCAGUACUGAUGGCCCGUUUGCCGUCGUCGACCUCUCUGGCCUUCGCUCCAUCAAGGUAGACCCUGCAGCCCGCGUCGCCUGGGUCGGCGCUGGCGCCACAGUCGGCGAGGUGUACUACCACGUGGCCGCCGCCAGCCCCACCGCCGCGUUCCCUGCCGGCAUCUGCUCCACGGUCGGUAUCGGCGGGCAGUUCAGCGGCGGCGGCAUCGGGUCGCUGCAGAGGAAGUACGGAGUCUCCGCCGACAACAUCGUGGAUGCCAAGCUGGUCAACGCCGAGGGGGAGCUGUUGACCAGAGAGACCAUGGAGGAAGACUUGUUUUGGGCGAUAAGAGGCGGCGGCGCGGCGAACUUCGGCGUCGUCGUGGCCUACAAGUUGCUACUCGUCCCGGUGCCACCCAAAGUGACUGUGUUCUCCGUGACCAGAACGCUGGGUCAGGGUGCCACGAGGUUGCUGCAUUCAUGGCAGAGCAUCGCACCGCGGCUCGCCGACGAUCUAUGGAUCAGGGCCUUGGUGAGGGCGGUCGGAGAGGCGCCGGUGAACCGCACGAUCCAGGCCACAUUCCAAGGUCUGUUCCUGGGGACGCGUCGCGCUACCCUUGCGGCCAUCAAGAAGAGCUUCCCUGAGCUGCGCGUGAGGGCCGAGGACUGCAACAAGCUGAGUUGGGUGGAGACGAAUCUCUACCUCGAUGGCCGUGCAUUUAAUAAUACCAGCGUGCUGUUGGACCGGCGGCAGGUGUACAACAUCUCCUUCAAGGCCAAGUCGGACUUCGUCAGGAAGCCCAUCUCCGAUAAAGCAUGGGAAGGGAUUUGGAAGGUUAUGAUGGAGGCCGAGGAGGAGCCUCUGGUGAUGAUACUUGAGCCGUGGGGUGGAAGGCUUUGGGAGAUAGAGGACGAUGCCAUUGCUUUCCCUCACAGGAAGGGGAAUUUGUAUAAUAUUCAGUACAUCAUGGCGUGGUUAGAGACAGAGGCGGCAGCGUCGACGGAGAGGCACUUGACAUGGAUGAGGAGGCUCUACGACUACAUGGCCCCACACGUGUCGACCAAUCCGAGAGCUGCGUAUCUUAACUACAAGGAUAUCGACUUGGGGAGCAGCAGAGAGGAGGGCAGGACGAGCUACAAGGAGGCAAGCGCUUGGGGAAGAAGAUACUUCCUCCGCAACUUUGAGAAGCUCGCGAAAGUCAAGGCUCGAGUUGACCCGGAGAACUACUUCUGGAAUGAACAAGGCAUCCCUCCUUUUGCUGCUUGAUGAAUAAACAACUACUUAUGCUUUGUAUUUGAAUGCAUUUAAUUACAGAAAAAUACUUGAGAAGUCGUUUUAGAUUACAAAUGAGAUCCACUGAAAUUAA
Messenger RNA from Zingiber officinale, 1728 nucleotides. Its product is annotated as berberine bridge enzyme-like 26. Lineage: Eukaryota; Viridiplantae; Streptophyta; Magnoliopsida; Zingiberales; Zingiberaceae. Gene Ontology annotation, molecular function: oxidoreductase activity; FAD binding. The transcript has a single exon. The coding region runs from base 27 to 1628 and encodes 533 amino acids. The record is from RefSeq and is a predicted model, not a curated record.